AUGGCGGGGGACGGGGAGCUCAACCGCGUCAUCAAGGACCUGCAGAAGACCGUGGCCGAGCUGAACCGCAGCUACCGGGAGCAGAACCUACCGGUGACGGAUGGGAGCCGGGAGCUGCACAGCCUCUGUGCCCAAUUGGAGUUCCUCCUCCAGUUCGACCUCAAGGAGAAGAGGAGCUUCUUUGGGCAGCGCAAGGACUAUUGGGACUUCUUGUGCCAAGGCCUGGCGCGCCGCCGGCAGGAGCACGAGGGCGUUCGCUUCGUCACCUCCCUGGACAAGCUGAAGACCCCCGUGGGUAGGGGCCGAGCCUUCCUGCGGUACUGCCUGGUGCACCGGCAGCUGGCAGAGUCCCUGCAGCUCUGCCUCCUCGACCCCGAAAGCCUCCGCGAGUGGUACUACGCCCGCAGCCCCUUCCUGAGCCCCCAGCGCCGGGCGGAGAUCCUGGGCAGCCUCUACGAGCUGGACGGCGUCACCUUCCACCUGGCCCUGCGCAGGGCUGACCUCGACGCUGCCUGGCCCAUGUUCUCCGAGACACUGGUACGGCCCAGCCUGGCGGCCGGGAGCAGCCCAGCAAAGACAGCCCCGCAGACAGACGAUAUCGGUACCGGGGCACAUGGAUGGCCCAAUGGCAUCGCCCAUCCCACCACAGCACUCCGUGGGGUGCCAGCCCACCCGUGCCCACCUGCCUUGGCUGCCCUGCGGGCGGGGGGUGUAGCGGUGGAGGAUGUGGAGGGGGAUGUAGAGGACGUGGAGGUGAAGAAGGACAUGGAAGAGGAGGAUGAAGAGAAGGUGGUGCGGCUGCAGGAGCAGCUCAGCAGGGCCCGGAAGGACGGGGAGCGCUGGGCAUCGGCGCUGCAGCGGGCGCAGCGGGAGGCCCUGGAGCGGGAGGCCAUGCGUGGCGCUGAGCAAGCACGGCAGCAGGAGCUCAUCCGUGACAUGAAGGGGCGGCUGCUGGAGCUGCUGCGGGAGAAGGAUGCCUUGUGGCAGAAGACGGAGGGCAUUGACACCCCGAUGCCCAGCCCAGCAUCCCACGAUGCAGGGCUGUGCGCUCGCUGCCGCAAGGACUUCCGCCUCCUCUCCCGGCGGUACAACUGCAGGCUGUGCCAGGGCAAGGUGUGCCACGCGUGCUCCGUGGACACGGGCAAGCAGGGCCGCUGCUGCCUGCUUUGCUACCAGCAAAGGCACCCACAGGCUACGUGA
This is a messenger RNA of Aptenodytes forsteri (emperor penguin), 1200 nucleotides long. It is a transcript of the gene RUFY4, whose product is annotated as RUN and FYVE domain containing 4. Gene Ontology annotation, biological process: positive regulation of macroautophagy. The coding region runs from base 1 to 1200 and encodes 399 amino acids. The record is from RefSeq and is a predicted model, not a curated record. The transcript has 10 exons. NCBI's taxonomy places the organism in Eukaryota, Metazoa, Chordata, Aves, Sphenisciformes, Spheniscidae.